AUGGAGACUCAAGUGAUAGUUUCCCUGGUAGACUUGAAUGGCGAUCGCUCGAUCCCUAAUCGUACUAUUACCUUGAACCACAAGAACAACUCGGUCCCAAUCGGUAGAGCUUCGAAAACCGUAAACAAGGGCAUACUUGCUGCUGCCGAUAAUGCGUGGUUUGAUAGCCCAGUCGUGUCCCGUAACCACGCAAAAUUAAAGCUGGACUUCGAUAGCAAGAAGCUCACCAUCGAAGACAUCGGCUCUAUGCAUGGGACCUUUCUGAACCACAAGCAGCUCCUAAGUGACGACCCAACAGUCAUCAAUAAUGGCGAUGAUCUUGUCUUUGGUACUGAAGUCAAACGUGGUCCAGAGACCUUCUCAGCUUGUAGUUUCCGAGUGUAUUACAUUACUGCACCUUACAAGGCACCAAAUACCUUUACAUUCCCCGACUCUUCAGACCUUGAAGACGAAGUCGAGGAAGUCGAGGGUUCUCGUGAUCAAUCCAAGGAAGAAGAUACUGAGAUGCAAGCGCGGGAGCGCCAAUACAGCAGUGAAGAUGGGGUCUCGAUCAAAACACCUCCCCCCACGUGCUCCCAGCUUAGCGCCACCAUUGACCUCACUUCUGAUGACCAUCCCCAGUGUGGUCUUUCCAACAGCAUAGAUCUAACCGGGGAGAUGGAACCAGUAAAGAACAUGCCGUUUUCCACGCUUGCUCGCUCGACGGCUGCUCGCUCCACUGAUAUUAACGAAAAUGCGAAUGAGAUAAGAAUGUAUGCUGGGAGCCCAUCGAUCAAAUGCGGUUCCAGCGACGAGAGUGCCGGAUCUUCUUCUGACUAUCAGUUCGAAGAAAAUAAGUCAAGAGCUUCCGACCUAGAAACUGGCAUGCAAGCUGUCUUCAAGGAUGAUACCGACGAUGUUGAUGAUUCUGAGAACGGAGCUUCGAUCGACGGUUCCGACGUAGAGAGCGAGACCGGGUCAAUCGAGGAAUCGAUGCCGGGUAUCGCUUCGCCUGCACCAACCUCAAUCAACAAUCUCGUCCGGUAUGUCGUCGCAACCGAUAAUGAUGCAAUUACCCACUUGUCGGACGUCCGCACCCGCGUUGAUGAGCUGCCAGUCCAUGACGAUGAUGAUGAGGAUGAGGAUGCAAGCGAGUUUGGGUUGAGUGAGACCAGCGGAGAAAUCAUGAGAGCUCUCUGCGACGAGAAUCCUCCCAGCGCUAGCCAGGAUUCUCCUGGUAGGGAAGUCGAAGACGAUGGUGAUGAUGAGAGUGAAUUUGACCCGCCUUCGCCCCGCAAAGUAUUUCCUACGACAUUUGCGAUAGAGCCCGCUGAAAUCCCCCUUCCUUCAACAAUCCAACCAAGCAAGAUUGAGACCAAGAACUUGCUCGGUCAGCCCGGCCUAGCUGCUCGACAACCUAGCCCAUCCGAUGCGGCAAUGGUUAAGAGUGCAGCCCCUCUACCAUCAAGUCGUGUCAGCGUAUGCGAUCUGAGCGAUGAGUCUGAACAGAACUCGCGGUUCCUCGGGGAAAAGAGCGGGAAACCUGCAUUUUUUGCCGCGAGGGAGGUCAACAAGGCCAAGGCGAAUUUGGGUCACUUUACUUGGACGACCGCCCCACCCCCUGCGGUCUCUGCAGCGAACCAAACCAUCGAUGCUUUCCUUGGAGAAAUGAGAGCGCAUAAAUUUGAAGGCCAAUAUGGUUCACUUACUAACCCGUUCGGCAGAUGGGGAAACCAUAUGCUCGAACUGUCAAAAUUCGCCGCUGCUAAGUCCGACUCCUCUGCUGCGGGGCGGCCAGAACCCAUGUCUGUUUCGAGUCUUCCCACCCGCGACUACUGCUCCUUCUUGGACAGACCAGACCAAUCCCCUAUUCCAGAGCGUCUUCCCAGUCCUCCAUCGCUGGACAUGACAAGCUCCCAUGUUUACAACACGAGCAAGAUCUCCCAGGUGUCUUCUUCAGAGCCAAAACAAAACCCACGUUCGGCAAUCAAGAUUCCGGACAUCAUCGACAGCGCCUCGCCUUUCCUCCGAGUCAACAACCUUAAGCGAAAGUCUGACAACUUGUCCAAUGUUACGGACGAGGAACUUAGGAAUUGGGCCAAGUCAAAUGUUUCAGACGUCGCUCCGGGUAGUGGCGCUCCGCUUUCACAACCAGCCGAUGGCGGAGAGGUUUCCGAGAGUGCUCUAGCAACAUCUGAUGCUCCCGAGCCUCGGCCCACGAAGCGGUUCAAGAAGCUGCUGGAGAAUGUAGGCUACGUUGCUCUUGGAGGAGCUACCCUUUUCGCAGCACUCGUUGCAACCGCCCCAGACCUGAUGUAA
Messenger RNA from Drepanopeziza brunnea f. sp. 'multigermtubi' MB_m1, 2298 nucleotides. RefSeq lists its product as uncharacterized. Lineage: Eukaryota; Fungi; Ascomycota; Leotiomycetes; Helotiales; Drepanopezizaceae. The record is from RefSeq and is a predicted model, not a curated record. Gene Ontology annotation, molecular function: protein binding.